Zerene cesonia (dogface butterfly) is the source of this 686-nucleotide messenger RNA. It is a transcript of the gene mRpS18B, whose product is annotated as 28S ribosomal protein S18b, mitochondrial. The record is from RefSeq and is a predicted model, not a curated record. Gene Ontology annotation, biological process: mitochondrial translation. Lineage: Eukaryota; Metazoa; Arthropoda; Insecta; Lepidoptera; Pieridae. Gene Ontology annotation, cellular component: mitochondrion; ribosome. The coding region runs from base 109 to 654 and encodes 181 amino acids. The transcript has 2 exons. Gene Ontology annotation, molecular function: structural constituent of ribosome.
CAGAUUUGACAUUUGAUAUAACCUAAAAUUGGUUAAUCUUUCAAAAUAUUUUAUUUUUAGAAAAGGCCUGUAAUAUUGUAGGUUCAGAUUUAUAAUUUAUAUUGAGUAAUGUCUAUUACAAGAAAUAUAAGGUCAAUGAUUAAUAGGAUAGUUAUAUCAGACACUAGAAUAGGAGUUCGAUUUUACUCCGAAGAAAGCAACGACAAUGCUGAAGAUGAAAAGAAAGAGAUCGAUCCAAGUAAAGAUAGAACUAAAAUAAUUCCCGUUGAAACAAGUAUACGAUAUAUUCAAAGCAAAGCCUACAAUCAAACUUAUGGCGAUAAGCCUGUUUGGCAUUUAUAUCGUCGUAACCACAAAGGCGGUUUUGCUCCGAAGAAGACAAGACAAAUGUGUAUUCGAAAUGGAAUAAUAGCAACAGGGAAUCCUUGCCCAAUUUGCAGAGAUGAAUAUUUGGUAUUAGAUCCUAGGAAUACGAAAUUACUAGAACAAUUCAUAUCGGAGUACACUGGGCAGAUUCUGGAUGCUUUUAAAACAGGACUUUGUCAAUACAAACAUAAGCAGUUGUUAGUUGCUAUUGAACAAGCUUGGGAUCAAGGAUACCUUACCUAUGAUGUACCAUUUAGGGAGUAUGAUUAUUCAUUAUACAAUAAUUAGUGAUUCAAUAAUACUAUUACUUUUCAAAAAUC